This is a messenger RNA of Otolemur garnettii (small-eared galago), 1475 nucleotides long. RefSeq names its product serpin family A member 1 (gene SERPINA1). Gene Ontology annotation, biological process: negative regulation of endopeptidase activity. The transcript has 5 exons. The coding region runs from base 118 to 1368 and encodes 416 amino acids. Gene Ontology annotation, molecular function: serine-type endopeptidase inhibitor activity. NCBI's taxonomy places the organism in Eukaryota, Metazoa, Chordata, Mammalia, Primates, Galagidae. The record is from RefSeq and is a predicted model, not a curated record.
CACCAGUAGCUUCCCCCGUCACCCCUGUGUCCACUGCUUAAAUACGGACAAGACCAAGGCUCUGUCUCCUCUGCCUUGGUCUCCAGCGCCAGCCCGGGGACAGGAAAUCAAUCAACAAUGACAUCUUCUGUCUCAUGGGGCCUCCUCCUGCUGGCAGGCCUGUGUCUCUGGGCUCCCAGCUUCCUAGCUCAGGAUCCCCAGGGGGACACUUCCCAGGAUACAUCCAAACAUGAGCAUAACCUCCCAGCCUGCCACCAGAUUGCUCCCAACCUGGCAGAGUUCGCCUUGAGCCUGUACCGCCAUUUGGCCCAUCAGUCCAACACCACCAACAUCUUCUUCUCCCCAAUGAGUGUUGCUACAGCCUUUGCCAUGCUCUCUCUGGGAGCCAAGGCUGACACUCACACCCAGAUGCUGGAGGGCCUGCAUUUCAACCUCACAACAACACAUGAGGAUGAGAUCCAUGAAGGCUUCCGGGAACUCCUCCAUACCCUCAACCAGCCAGACAACCAGCUCCAGCUGACCACCGGCAAUGGUCUAUUCAUCAGCCAGGGUCUGAAGCUAGUGGCAAAGUUUUUGGAGGAUGUCAAAAAGAUGUACCACUCAGAAGCCUUCUCAGUCAAUUUCCAAGACACUGAAGAGGCCAAGAAACAGAUCAACAGUUAUGUGGAGAAGGGUACCCAAGGAAAAAUUGUGGAUUUGGUCAAAGAACUUGACAAAGACACAGCUUUGGCCCUGGUGAAUUACAUUUUCUUUAAAGGCAAAUGGGAGAAACCCUUCGAAGCUGAGCUCACCACAGAAGAGGACUUCCAUGUGGAUGAGACGACAACAGUGAAGGUGCCCAUGAUGAAUCGCCUGGGCAUGUUUAACACCCACUACUGUGAGAUGCUCUCCAGCUGGGUGCUGAUGAUGGACUACGUGGGCAAUGCCACCGCCAUCUUCUUCUUGCCCGAUGAGGGGAAAUUACAGCACCUGGAAGACAAACUCACCAAGGAAGUUGUGACCAAGUUCCUGGACAACAGACAAAGAAGGUCUGCCAAUGUAUAUCUCCCCAAACUGUCCAUUUCUGGAACCUACGAUAUGAAGAAAGUACUGAGUGAACUGGGCAUGACUAAGCUCUUCAGCAAUGGGGCUGACCUUUCAGGGGUCACUGAGGAGGUACCCCUGAAGCUCUCCAAGGCUGUACAUAAGGCUGUACUGACCCUCGACGAGAAAGGGACAGAAGCUGCUGGGGCCACAUUUAUGGAAGCUAUACCUAUGUCCAUUCCCCCUGAUGUCAAGUUAAACAGGCCCUUUGUCUUCUUGAUUUAUUAUGAAAUCACCAAGAGUCCCCUCUUUGUGGGAAAAAUAGUAAAUCCCACCCAAAAAUAACUGCAUCUCUGGCUUCAGCCUCUCCUUUCCAGGCCAGGCCAGGGCAGGCCCCUGCCUCGACGACAUUAAAGAAGGGCUGAGUUGGCCGACCUGUGUGUGACUGAAAA